AUAGAGUACUGUUUACCGUUUAGAAUGGUAUAUUAUUAUUUAUUUGGGACGAAACGAAAGUGUCGAAAGUUCAAACAAGUUGCUUAGUCCCGUUAUAAAACAGUGAAAUUACUGUUUCGUGAUUUAAAGACAUACUUGUAAUCCCAGAAAUAUGCUGAACACGCUAGAUUUUAUAUUUCUAAACCUUGCCUUCAUGGUUACGUGUACGGGAUAUCUAAUAAAUAAUUACGAAACUUACGUGCCAGCAUUCGUAAUUCAGGGUUUUAAGUAUGGCAGUUUCGCGUAUCAAGGGAAUGGGGCCAUUUUCAUACAAGCAAUUGAAAUACCGAAAUCAUACUACAGGCAUUUUUAUUCAUUUUCGUCGGUGCUCAGUGCAUUAACAUUAGUAUACAUGUAUAUGAUCUAUUUUCUGGAUUUUAGUGUGAAUAAGUAUGUUGUGAUAGUUUUGAAUAAGAUUUUGGAACAAAAUGAACCAACAGUGUCAGCAACUGCAGCACUCAUUGCCAUGUCCCUGCUAACCGUUCAGUGUGCCCGGAGAUUCUAUGAGACCCACUACCUCCAGGUCUUCGCCAAAAACAGCAAGAUGAACCUCAGUCACUACCUCGCUGGCAUUAUCCACUACUUUGCCUGCAUAAUAGCUGGUGUUGGAGAAGCUCCCUUGUUUUGUGGAAACCAAAACAGAGACACUAUGAUAUGGACCGACACUCGCACCAAGUACCUCUCCAUUCCCUGCAUCCUAAUCUUCCUGUGGGCGUGGUACGAACAGUACCAAAGCAAUGUCAUCUUUGCAAACCUUCGCAAAGACAAAAAGUCUGGCCAAGUGGUAACAGAGGACCAUGGGAUACCGCACGGAAGGUGGUUCGAGCUGGUGUCCAGCCCUCACCGGAUGUGUGAGGUGAUCAUGUACACAGCGCUCCUCCUUCUGGUGCCGACGAAAACGUACUUCUGUAUUUAUCUGUGGGUGCUUGGAAAUCAGAUCCAGACUGCGAUUCAAGCCAACGAGUGGUACAAGGCAACGUUUAAAACAUACCCAAAGAAUAGGAAAGCCAUUUUUCCUUAUGUAUUUUAAGACUGAACCAAUUUUGAUUGAAAUUUAUAAAGGCUAAACUUACCGCCGUGUAGGGGAUAAGAAGAAACAUACUCGUAAAAUGUAUAGUUUAUAAUUUGUUACUAACUCAAAUAUCUAUUUACUUAACCUUUUGGACGCCAAUGACCGAUAUAUCCGCACCGCAGGUUCAACGCCAAAGACUGAUUAAUCGGUCACAGACCACAGAGCAACAUAAUAGACCUACGUGCAUAUGCAUAAGGUUCAAUUUCAGUUUUGACACUUCGGUGACGUGGCGUCCGCGUGACAGCUUUUGCGUUUGACACGGCGUCGAACGUCGUAAAGGUUAAAUUAAUAGGGACAUUCCAAUGCGUUUAUCAAAGAAUUUUAUUAAAUUAAUAAUUUUACACAUUAUUCCGUCUUAACAAGAGAAGCUACUUACAUAUUUUAUUAUUGUUAAAGGAUAGGUUACGUAUUAAAAAUAUUAAUUAUGAUUGAUAAUUUAUUCAUAUUUUAAAUAAAUUUAUUAUUUUGGA
This is a messenger RNA of Cydia splendana, 1581 nucleotides long. Its product is annotated as polyprenol reductase. Gene Ontology annotation, cellular component: endoplasmic reticulum. The coding region runs from base 152 to 1069 and encodes 305 amino acids. The transcript is spliced from 5 exons. Gene Ontology annotation, molecular function: 3-oxo-5-alpha-steroid 4-dehydrogenase activity. The record is from RefSeq and is a predicted model, not a curated record. Lineage: Eukaryota; Metazoa; Arthropoda; Insecta; Lepidoptera; Tortricidae. Gene Ontology annotation, biological process: dolichol-linked oligosaccharide biosynthetic process; polyprenol catabolic process.